AGCUAAUAAGUUUUUGUAAUUCAAAAUGAAUUCAUUACUGCGGAGUGUGACAUCUCUUACUGGGCGAGAGGACUUGGUGAAAGAAUCCCUGAUAUCUCAGUUGUCUUCAAGUGUAAAGGAGAUCCAACUAGAAAUGUCCAAAACCCAUGUUAGUGCUGAUACUACUGCAUCCUUGUGCACAGUUCUUGAAGCUAUCUUCAUACAUGCACUGAAAGACACUUUUAUGAAUAGAGUUUCACAGGCAAUAAGUGCAGACCCUGAUCAACGACCAGAACCCAGCUGUUGGGGACCACUUCUUAUAUUUUCACACCGUGAAAUUAUAGAUCAGAUGGAAAGAAGGCCAAGAAACACAUUUAUUGUAGGAAACAAAAGACUUGCUGAAACUAAUAACUUUAAAAUGUGUCACUACCAGGAAUUUUAUGAAAACUUGACACCCCAGCAAAUUGUUUGGAUCAAUGCUUUGAAUUUGGUUACUACAGACGUAGGCCGUUGCAGAGCAUGGUUACGGCUGGCUCUGAAUGAUGGCUUGCUCUCUAGCUACUUUGUGUCAAUGCGCCGUGAUGGCAGUGCAUUGAAGCCAUACUAUCGGCGCUCAGCUUUUUUACGUGAUACAGAAAUGUUAGAUGUAGCACAACGACUCGUGGAAGGCAUAGAGUCUUGCCCAUUUUCUUUGGCAUGCAAUUCUAGUCUACUCAAUGUCUGGACCAAUCAACCACUUCUCCUUGCUGGACUUUGGACACCACCGCUGCGUUCUUGUCCUGUGACAUCUGGUGUAGAUGUUGCUAGUACAUUAGACAGUGGUGAUGCCGAUGACUCAAUAAGCUCUGCACUGUCAUUGUCAUCACACUCAUAUGAAGGUUCUGGGUUAGGAACAAUGUUAGCCCUAAGUGAGGAUGAAGCACUAAAAAUUAUCUUAGGCACACCUGUUGAUGAUGCCCCUAUAGCUAACCCUGCAGUUCUCUUAAGGAAUACAGAAGUAACUCAGGGAGGUAUAGGAAGUUCAGGCCUAGGUUUAAGUGGGGACGUAAGUACAGUAGAAAUUAGUCAUAGCCAAAUAACAGAUAUUCCAGUAAGAAGUGAUGACACAUCUUGGACUGAUGAUGGUCCGUCUAGUGUCGGUAACUCCCUUGUUGGAAGAGCAGGCUGGUCAUCUUCGUUUGAAGAGGUUCCAGAUCAAGAGAAUGGAGGUGAGAUCCACUCUGAAGAUGUGGAUUCAGUUCUGCCAAUCUCUCAGAAAUCUGUCGCAUCAGCAAGAAGUAAGACAUUACUUCGAAGUCCUAGUGAGGUACAAAGUUACCAUUCUCUUUUGGAGAGCUACAAUCUUCUGUCUGGAUCAUACAUCAAAACUCCUGAUCUUAGAGACUUCUUGCAGCGGUUUGAUGGCUCAGAAUCUGCUGCAGAUACUACACCUGGGGCUGAAGCAGACGAUCCAUUCUCCUCAUUGUAUGGACUGGGGUUUGAAGUGGUUCCCACCUCCCCCACAUCUCUGUUUGACAUUCCUGAAUUUGGAAGUUUGGUUCAACAGCUGGGAAAACUGGCGACAGAACCAGGCCUUGACAACCAGAAUUAUGCGUGCAAGGGAUGUGGUCAUCCUGUAGGAAUGAAUUUUGGCAAAGCCAGAGUUUGCUCAUUUAGUGGAGGAUACUUUUGCACUGAAUGCCAUGUUGGACAAGAGUGGGUUAUUCCAGCUCGUGCGAUUCACAACUGGGAUUUUCGUCACUACCCUGUUGCUCGUCGUUCAGCUGCUUUUCUUGAAGAAAUACAACAUCAUCCCCUACUGGACCUCAAGAAUUUAAAUCCACGAUUGUAUCUGGCCAUAGAAGAUAUGACUCAGCUACAGACACUACGUAUACAACUGAACCUGCUUCGUGCAUACUUAUUCACAUGCCGUGAACCAGUCAUUGAAGAACUGCAGAAACGUGUGUGGCCACGAGAGUACCUGUAUGAACAUGUGCAUUUGUAUUCUGUUGCAGAUUUACUUCAGAUCCCAUCGGGCACACUAGCACAUGUUCUUCAAAAAGUAGUUUCAUUUGCAAAAAUACAUGUCUUAUCAUGCUGGCUUUGCUGUCAGAAGGGUUUUAUAUGUGAAGUUUGCAACAACCCCAAAGUUAUUUACCCCUUUGACAUGGAGUCCACAUACAGAUGUGGUGUCUGUAGUGCUGUGUAUCAUGUGGGAUGCUUAGAUGCUACAAAACCUUGUCCAAAAUGUGAGCGGCGACAGAAACGUGAGGACCUCCCUCUACUGGAAGGAGAUUCAUGACCACGUUUGGAAGUCAUGAAUCUAUUUUCAUUAUAAUAAGUAAUUUAAUACAGUUUCUUUCAAACUUGUUUUUUCCACUUAUAUACUGCGACUGUAUAUUAACACUUGCAAUGCUAGAGCCGUAGGUACUUUCUUAAACUUGUAUGCUGGCUGAGUUUAGCCAUUUUCCAUAUGCCACAAAAGACCACUGAAUAGAGACUUGUUUAAGCUGCAUUAACAACACAGAAAUUUAAGAAAUGUAAAUUGCUGUGACCAUGCUUUCAGUCUGAUUCUCUGCACAGUUACUGAACCCACUGCUGUAAAGCGGCCCAUCCACGUACGAGUCUGGCUUGCGAGCCCGGCUUGGCUCAGGUUCCAUUGAGCCAAACUCAUUUGUGGGUGGGGUUUCACGAGCCGAGUCUGCUAUGCAUGUGUGGUGAAAUAUAUCCAAGCCUGGCUCACGAGUCAAGCUCGCCGAGCCAGACUCGCACGCGUGCUUUUGAAGCAGUACUUCUGCUGUGUAUGGGUGAAAAGGUUAUAUAGAGCUAAUUGUUCAGCAUUGAAGGAAUUUUGACAAAUAAUAUACACUAUGCAUCUUUUCAGUAAAAUCAUAUUCUUUUGGUUUGUUUUUUGAAGAAAAAUUAGAUUAGAUGAGAAGGAGUUUGAGUACUUGCUAAAAUACAAUAUUUCCUGACAUAAAGCUAACCUGGGUUGACAAGAGCUUGCAACAGUACCAGUGAAUCUAAAAGAAAGAGUAUACCAGUACUUUUAAUUGGUGGAGUCAAACAACGAGGUACUUAAUUUUAUUUUUAAUCAAACUAAAGCCCUUGAACCAUGAUAUUUUUUUGUUACAAAAGGGAAUGUCUUUCUGAUUCUUAUUUUGUCUUACAAAUUUCUUGUCUCAUUUAGAAGUUGGAAAUUGGUGGUCACUCUUAGACAGUCACAAAACAAUGGAUGUUUCUUUCCUAAAUAUGGCGUAAAGUUAACCUUUAUCAUAUAACCUCACAUGUGGAAAACUGUUAUUCUUCAUGACAAAGUUUGUAAAAAAAAAUAUGAAAACCAAAUGUUAAAAUGUAUGUCUUCUCUGGAUAUUUCCUUUGUUGAAAUAAUAGAGCAUAAUUCUUUGUAUAAUUUUUUUCUUCAUAACACGCCCACUUAUGUGGGUUGUAUAAAUAGAGAAUAGGAGUGAAUCAUAAAUGAAUAUGUUAUGUAAGCCUGAAAUAAUUCUUAUAUGGAAAACCUGGCAGAUUGAAUGCAGUCAAAACUUUUUACAGCGCCCCUCUAUAUAACACCAACUUCACAUUGUGCCCACAAAAAUCUCAGAACAAAACAUAAAUUCCCCCAUGAGCCACCAUCUCCCAGCUUCUAUGAUAAUACAAAUGUACCCUUAAGCAUCAUAAUAAAGUCUGAUAAAGCACCA
Molecule: messenger RNA, 3659 nt
Organism: Zootermopsis nevadensis
Lineage: Eukaryota; Metazoa; Arthropoda; Insecta; Blattodea; Termopsidae
Source: RefSeq, a predicted model, not a curated record